AUACUUUUUAUUUCCAUUGGUUCAUACAUGAAGCUUGUGUUUUCAGUACAAGCCUACGUAACAAAGACUCUAAAUUUCAGAUUUCAUUGGACUUCUCGGCGACCAAAUUACGACCAAUGAAAAGCUGGCUCCUGACCCCACCCCUAGGAAAGCGUAUAAAGACCUUAAGACGUUAAAACCUAGCUUUGUAGUAAAGCUGCAAAAGUUAGUUUUACUGUAAAGUCAUGUCUGGCCGCGGUAAGCAAGGAGGCAAGGCCCGCGCCAAGGCCAAGUCGCGGUCGUCCCGCGCCGGGCUGCAGUUCCCGGUGGGGCGCGUGCACCGGCUGCUGCGCAAGGGCAACUACGCGGAGCGGGUGGGUGCGGGCGCGCCCGUGUAUAUGGCGGCCGUGCUGGAGUACCUGACGGCCGAGAUCCUGGAGCUGGCGGGCAACGCGGCCCGUGACAACAAGAAGACGCGCAUCAUCCCGCGCCACUUGCAGCUGGCCAUCCGCAACGACGAGGAGCUCAACAAGCUGCUGGGCAAGGUGACGAUCGCGCAGGGCGGCGUCCUGCCCAACAUCCAGGCCGUUCUGCUGCCCAAGAAGACCGAGAGCCACAAGACUAAGAGCAAGUGA
Molecule: messenger RNA, 614 nt
Organism: Microtus ochrogaster (prairie vole)
Lineage: Eukaryota; Metazoa; Chordata; Mammalia; Rodentia; Cricetidae
Product: histone H2A type 2-C
Cellular component (GO): nucleosome
Molecular function (GO): DNA binding; protein heterodimerization activity; structural constituent of chromatin
Source: RefSeq, a predicted model, not a curated record